Asparagus officinalis (garden asparagus) is the source of this 1736-nucleotide messenger RNA. Its product is annotated as S-adenosylmethionine decarboxylase proenzyme-like. Gene Ontology annotation, molecular function: adenosylmethionine decarboxylase activity. Gene Ontology annotation, cellular component: cytosol. The record is from RefSeq and is a predicted model, not a curated record. The transcript is spliced from 2 exons. NCBI's taxonomy places the organism in Eukaryota, Viridiplantae, Streptophyta, Magnoliopsida, Asparagales, Asparagaceae. The coding region runs from base 336 to 1472 and encodes 378 amino acids. Gene Ontology annotation, biological process: spermidine biosynthetic process; spermine biosynthetic process.
AUGUUUUAAUGGAGUCAAAAGGUGGCAAGAAGAAGUCUGGCAGUAGUAGUUCCAUGCAGUACGAAGCUCCCCUUGGCUACAGCAUUGAAGACAUUCGACCCAACGGAGGAAUCAAGAAGUUCAGAUCUGCUGCUUACUCCAACUGCGUCAGGAAGCCAUCCUGAUAUUCCUACAGUCAAACCUCAGUAGUUUAGGAUUUCCUGCAUUUUUAGUUAAUUUUUGCCAUAAGGUCACUCUCUGGCUAGCUGCUUUCUAAUAACCAAACCAUUCUUGCUAUCCCUCCCCCUUGUUUUUCUCUGUUCCCUCCAUCAGCUUUUGACCUUACUUUCAAAUCAAUGGCAAUCAUGAUUCCCAACUCCACCAAUGCACAACCCUCUCCCAUCGGGUUUGAGGGCUUUGAGAAGCGCCUAGAGAUCACAUUCUCUGAGGCCCCCCUCCUUGUUGACCCCCAUGGUCGUGGCCUCCGAGCUCUUUCUCGUGCACAGAUCGACUCAAUUCUUGAUCUAGCUCGGUGCACCAUUGUUGCCCAGCUCUCAAACAAGGACUUCGACUCCUAUGUUCUCUCUGAAUCGAGCCUUUUCAUUUAUCCAUACAAGAUAAUCCUCAAGACAUGUGGCACUACGAAACUCCUCAUGUCUAUUCCCAAGAUCCUCGAACUUGCAUCUGAGCUCUCACUUUCUCUUCAAUCCGCUAAGUACUCGCGUGGAACCUUCAUCUUUCCUGGAGCUCAGCCUUCUCCUCACCGCAGUUUCUCAGAGGAGGUUUCCACCCUUGACAAUUUCUUUGGCAACUUAGCAUCGGGUGGAAAUGCUUAUGUCAUCGGUGAUCCGGCAUCACCCAACCGAAACUGGCACAUCUACUAUGCGACCGAGAAGCCCGAGCUUCCGAUGGUGACUCUUGAAAUGUGCAUGACUGGACUCGACACUGAAAAGGCAUCCAUCUUCUUCAACAACAACUCGGAGAAUGAUACUCUGACGAAAAAGAUGACCAAGCUUUCUGGGAUCUCAAACAUUAUUCCUGAGAUGGAGAUAUGCGACUUUGAGUUUGAGCCCUGUGGGUACUCCAUGAAUGGAAUCUCUGGACCAGCAGUCUCAACUAUCCAUGUAACGCCCGAGGAUGGGUUCAGCUACGCGAGCUAUGAGGCCAUGGGCUUUGACCCCAUGAAACUUGAAUUCAAUGCCUUAGUUGAGAGGGUGCUUACUUGCUUUGGCCCUACUGACUUCUCUGUUGCUGUGACCAUCUUUGGUGGUCGAGGGCAAGCUGGCUCCUGGGGGCGCAAGGUUGAUGUUGAUGGAUAUAAUAGAAUGGAUACAGCGGGGCAGGAGCUCGAUGGUGGUGGAUUGUUGAUGUACCAGAGCUUCUCUUCGUCGACGGCGAUGGUGGGGUCACCGAGGUCCAUAUUCCAUUGCUGGAGCGGAGAUGAGUCGGAGGAGGAGGAGAAGAACGGGAGGGAUGAGAAGGGAGGAUUCUGAGAUGUUGCUUCUUGUUUCUUCUUCUACAGUACGCUUGUUGUUGUUGCUGUUAUGAUUAUGUUGGUGUGUUUCUUUCGGCUUAUUGGAGCAGCAAAGCCAGGUUGAUCUUACCUUCUACGGUGUUCAAAUAAGGCUUAUGAUGUGUAGCCUAGAGCUUCUACUCUACUGUGGGUCUUUAUUGCUGAGCUAAGCUUUCUUGUGUCUCGGAGUCUGUAACAAAUACCUGCGUUUUUUUUUUUAAAUUUAAAAGUCGUGGUUUGGUCA